UUUUUGAUAACACGUGUGUUUUAUAUCUUCAGGUGAAGCCUUUGAUCUGGAUUGAGUCCGUCAUUGAGAAGCACUCCCACAGUCGUAUCGAGUACAUGAUCAAGGCGAAGAGUCAGUUCAAGAGGCGUUCCACGGCCAACAACGUGGAGAUCCACAUUCCUGUGCCAACGGACGCUGACUCACCCAAAUUCAAGACCACAGUGGGCAGCGUGAAAUGGGUGCCUGAGAACAGCGAGAUCGUCUGGUCAAUCAAGUCCUUCCCUGGUGGAAAGGAGUAUUUGAUGCGAGCCCACUUUGGUCUGCCGAGCGUAGAGGCUGAAGACAAGGAGGGGAAGCCACCAAUUAGUGUCAAGUUUGAGAUCCCAUACUUCACCACCUCCGGCAUCCAGGUGCGUUACCUGAAGAUCAUUGAGAAGAGUGGAUACCAGGCCCUGCCGUGGGUGCGCUACAUCACCCAAAAUGGAGAUUACCAGCUCCGGACCCAGUAGGCAGCGCCUCCGCCGGCAGUAGGCAGGUGGAAAUCAGAGGGGGCGGAGAGGGGCCGCUAAUGCGCUAUCAAUGGCAGGUGUCAGUCAUGAGACCACAGAAGUUUGUUUCUUUUGUUUAGUUUUUGUAUUUGUUAAAGUUUUAUUGAUUUCCGAUCAGUGCAAAUAUUAGAUGCAGCCUUCAGUUUAAAAAAAAGAGAAACAAUGAUUACUGUGUGGCUCAUAAUGUGAGCAAGGCCAAGAAGAGCAGGAGUAAUGUUUACAUCCAACACAUACAACAGAGAGAUGCACACAAUCCUUCACAAUGGGUCAAAAGAGUAUGUUACACAUUUUUCUUUCAAAGUUACUGUAAUCACAAUAACACUCUGUCAAUCUGAGUUUGACAUGAAGCUGCUUCGUUCUGCCACAAUCCCUAUUUGUUGAUUAUCUGUAUAUAUUUGUUACAUGUUAAUGAACUUCAGUGUUAUAUGUUCAACGAUUGUAAAUUUAAAUGCUUUUUUUUUUUUUUUUUUUAUCACCUCAAUGUGAUGCCAUUGAUACAUGCCAGAGCAAUGUCCUCCUCCUGCACGGCUGUUUUGCUUUUCAUCCGUUUGCCUCCUCUGCCAUUCAGCUUUGCAGAAAAGAAGAAGUUUAUGUUGCGCGGUCUGCGACAGAGUACCAGUUAAAAAUCCCUCUUUUCCAUCCCCAAAACAUGUUCCCCUUCUCCCCGUCUGUAGCCACACAUUUUAAAUCAUUAAAUGUCUAUUUAGAGAAAACUG
Molecule: messenger RNA, 1243 nt
Organism: Notothenia coriiceps (black rockcod)
Lineage: Eukaryota; Metazoa; Chordata; Actinopteri; Perciformes; Nototheniidae
Product: AP-1 complex subunit mu-1
Exons: 5
Coding region: 96-488 (130 amino acids)
Biological process (GO): vesicle-mediated transport; intracellular protein transport
Cellular component (GO): clathrin adaptor complex
Source: RefSeq, a predicted model, not a curated record